This is a messenger RNA of Akanthomyces muscarius, 1374 nucleotides long. RefSeq lists its product as uncharacterized. Gene Ontology annotation, biological process: transmembrane transport. NCBI's taxonomy places the organism in Eukaryota, Fungi, Ascomycota, Sordariomycetes, Hypocreales, Cordycipitaceae. The transcript has 2 exons. The coding region runs from base 1 to 1374 and encodes 457 amino acids. Gene Ontology annotation, cellular component: fungal-type vacuole membrane. Gene Ontology annotation, molecular function: transmembrane transporter activity. The record is from RefSeq and is a predicted model, not a curated record.
AUGUCGACCAAGGUCAUGACAACGACAGCCAGCACGGCCCUGGAGCUGGGCAAUCCGCGCAGCGAGCAGCAGCAGCGCACGACGAUCCAGCUCCGCGGCGCAGCGGCCCACGAAGAGUCCGACAGCGACCUGGACCCCAUCCUCGAGGCGUCCCGCGUCGCCGACAGCACCGUCCCCGACGGCGGCCACGGCUGGGUCGUCAUCGGCGCCUGCGCCGUCGUGUCCUUUUGGCUCACCGGCGUCAACUACAGCUGGGGCGUGAUGCAGUCGGCCCUCGUCGACCAAGGGCUCGGCUCGCCCUCGACGCUGUCCUUUGUCGGCUCCAUCCCCGCGACGCUCAUCAGCGUCAUGGCCAUGCUCAACGCGCGCAUCAUCCGCCGGAUCGGAACGCGCUGGACCGCCGUGGCGGGAAUCUCCAUCAUCUGCCUCGCGCAGAUCCUCAGCAGCUUCACCACCGAGAGCGUUCCGGGCCUGUACGUCACGGCCGGUGUCAUGCUGGGCGUCGGCAUGAGCCUCUGCUUCACGGUGUGCUCGGUCACGCCCGCGCAGUACUUUAAGCGCCGCCGCGGCCUUGCCAACGGCUUGGUCUUUGCCGGUGGGGGUCUCGGCGGCGCCAUCAUCACCAUUGUCGAGGGCAUCUUGAUCCAGCGCUUCGGCGUAGCAUGGGCUUACAGGGUCAUGGGUCUGGCGACGUUUGCUACCGGGCUGCCGGCUGCCUUCUUCAUCAAGGAACGCAGUGCUGUUGCGGUUGUCGGAACGAUUGAAUGGCGACUCUUUAGAGACGUUAGAUUCAGCCUCAUGUUUGUUGCUGGCGCCAUCGCCACGUUCCCGCUCCUCGUGCCCGCAUUCUUUCUGCCGCUGUACAGCAGCUCCCUCGGUCUGUCUGCUAGCACCGGUGCUGCCCUCCUCGCCGGCUUCAACUUUUCGUCCGCCGUAGGCCGCAUUCUGUGCGGUCUUCUCUCUGAUAAAGCUGGGCCAAUCAACACCAUGUUUGGGUGUCUACUGGUCAGUUCCCUGGGGAUGCUGGUGCUGUGGCCAACGUCGACCACUGUGGGACCGCUGGCUGUCUUCGCAGUCUUGAAUGGCGCUGCCAACGGUGGCUUCUUUUCCACCAUCCCGACUGUAGUGGGCAACGUCUUUGGCUCUGCGCGGGUCGUAGUUGCGUUGGGUAUGAUUGUCACCGGAUGGGCUGGAGGCUAUCUCAUGGGCGCCCCAAUCGCUGGUUAUAUUUUGGACGCGUAUGGCGGCCAGGCCGGUGGUCUUCAUGCCUAUCGCCCAGCGAUGUUCUAUGCCGGCUCCCUGGCGCUAGCUGCUGCCGUUCUGGUUGGCUUCAUCCGCUUCCGAAUGAACGUGCCUCUGCUGGGAAAAGCAUAA